AUGAAAACGGGGUUUCUUCCAAUUUCAAUAAACAGGGAGGUGGAAAAAGCUGGGAUUCCAAAAAGAAAGAGAGCAAUGUUCAGUCUUCUUGUGCACAGCAAGGGGACUCAACCUGGAAAGAUAGCAAAGAGUUAUUUAACAGGCAAGGAAGGCUGGUGUUGGAGUUCCGUCAAGGCUAAUAAUAGCACAAAUUCUGGUGGUUGGAGCACAGGUAAGGCUAAUGUAGACGGUGUUUCCAAUAGUUGGAGGUCUCAAAAGGAAGAGAAGCCUCAGCCAAAGAGUAACGACAGAAGUGUCGGUGACGGGAAUUUCGAUAAGGAUGCUAAAGAAGAAGGUCUGAGUAGCUGGGAUGCCAAAAAGGUAGAGCGAAAAACUCAAUCUUCCUGGGGACAGCCUAGUGAAUCAAAGAAUUCUGCACAAAGUAGUGCUGAUCAUUGGGGUUUUGACAAGUCAAAUCAGCUUGGGAAAUCAUCUGGUUGGGGUUCUGAAGAUACAAACGCUGGCAAGGACAGUGAGAAACAAGAUUCAUGGGGGAAAUCCAAUCCUGGCGGGUCAGGGUGGAAUAAAAAGCAGCCUGAAGGAGGUCGUGGCUGGGGCUCUUCAAACACUGGAGAAUGGAAGAGCAGGAAGACUCAGAAUCAAAAUCAGAAUCAAAAUCAGAAUCAAAAUCAAAAUCGACCUCCGAGAGGACCAAAUGACCAUUCUCCGAGGGUUGCAUUAACUGCUACUAGAAAACGAAUGGACGAGUUCCCUACUAUCUCAACCCCUACUGAUAGAACCCCUACUAUUUCAACCCCUACUAUCGCAACCCCUACUGAUAGAACCCCUACUGUCUCAACCCCUACUAUCUCAACCCCUACUGAUAAAACCCCUACUCGAGAUUCUGAAAAUCUGGAAGGAACAAGUGCCUGGAAUGAUAAACUGCAAAAAGAAAACAGAUCGUUUUCAAAACAGAGCCAACCAGCAAGCUCCAAAGACUGGGAUUCUACUGGAAAUGUUACAACUGGCAAUACUGGUUUUGGAGUGGAAAAAGGAAACGAAAAGCCUUGGGACGUUGCUAGCAACGUUAGUGUUAAAAAGUCUACUUGGGGACAAACUGGUGGUAAUUCUUGGAAGAAGAAUGAACAAGAUGAAAAAGAUGGUGAUCCACAGGGUCUGCCCUGGGGUAAAAGUCACAAGAGUUCUGAUAGUUGGACCUCUGGUCAGGGUAACCAGCACCCUGUUUCCCAAGGGGCAAGGAAUCCUGGUGGUUGGAGUUCUGUCAAGGCUAAUAAUAGCACAAAUUCUGGUGGUUGGAGCACAGGUAAGGCCAAUGUAGACGAUGUUUCCAGUAGUUGGGGGUCUCAAAAGGAAGACAAGCCUCAGCCAAAGAGUAACGACAGAAGUGUUGGUGACGGGAAUUUCGAUAAGGAUGCUAAAGAAGAAGGUCUGAGUAGAUGGGAUGCCAAAAAGUCAAAUCAGCCUGGGAAAUCAUCUGGUUGGGGUUCUGAAGAUACCAACGCUGGCAAGGACAGUGAGAAACAAGAUUCCUGGGGGAAAUCCAAUGUUUCAACAUGGAAGAAAGAAUCUGGUGAAAAGUUGCAUGGUUCUGAUGAUUCACAAUCACCUUGGGGACAGCUUGGCGGGUCAGGGUGGAAUAAAAAGCAGCCUGAAGGAGGUCGUGGCUGGGGCUCCUCAAACACUGGAGAAUGGAAGAGCGGGAAGACCCAGAAUCAAAAUCAGAAUCAAAAUCAGAAUCGACCUCCGAGAGGACCAAAUGACGAUUCUUCGAGGGUUACAUUAACUGCUACUAGAAAACGAAUGGACGAGUUCCCUACUAUCUCAACCCCUACUGAUAGAACGCCUACUAUUUCAACCCCUACUAUCUCAACCCCUACUGAUAGAACCCCUACUGUCUCAACCCCUACUAUCUCAACCCCUACUGAUAAAACCCCUACUGUAUCAGCCCCUACUAUCUCAACCCUUACUGAUAGAACCCCUACUAUCUCAAUCCCUACUGAUAGAACCCCUACUGAUUGA
Spinacia oleracea (spinach) is the source of this 2019-nucleotide messenger RNA. Its product is annotated as protein RNA-directed DNA methylation 3-like. NCBI's taxonomy places the organism in Eukaryota, Viridiplantae, Streptophyta, Magnoliopsida, Caryophyllales, Amaranthaceae. The transcript has 6 exons. The record is from RefSeq and is a predicted model, not a curated record. The coding region runs from base 1 to 2019 and encodes 672 amino acids.